GCCGCGCCGCGUGACGCCGCCGCCGCGGACAUGCGCAGCGCGACGCCGCUGGCCUGCGCUGCUCGCCACCGGCUCCACCCUCUCCCGCAGACGAAGGCAUGGCGAGCACCGAGACCAGGAGGGAGUGUGAGACCGACGGCUGCAGCCAGGACGCCAAGCUCCAGUGCCCCACAUGUAUCAAGCUCGGUAUUCAAGGCUCCUAUUUCUGUUCACAGGAAUGUUUCAAAGGGAGCUGGGCAUCCCACAAGUUACUGCACAAAAAAGCAAAGGAGGACAAGAACCAGAAUGAACCUAAUAAUUGUGUGGAGAAGGAUAUCAACACAGACCCAUGGCCGGGCUACCGCUACACAGGAAAACUACACCCUCACUAUCCUCUGACCCUCAUGAGGCACGUCUCUGCUGAAAUCCUAAGACCUGACUAUGCUGAUCAUCCUAGAGGAAUGUCUGAGUCUGAGCAGUUCCUUAAGGGGACGUCACAGAUCAAGAUCCUUUCUCCUGAGGACAUUGAAAGCAUGAGAGUUGUGUGCAAGCUGGCCCGAGAAGUCCUGGACAUUGCAGCCGUGAUGGUGAAACCAGGUGUCACAACAGAAGAAAUCGACCAUGCUGUGCAUCUGGCCUGUACAGCGAGGAACUGCUACCCCUCCCCUCUGAACUACUAUAACUUCCCCAAAUCCUGUUGCACAUCUGUCAAUGAAGUCAUCUGUCACGGCAUCCCAGACAGAAGAGAGCUACAAGACGGAGAUAUCCUCAACGUGGACAUCACCGUCUACCACAACGGUUUCCAUGGGGACCUCAAUGAAACCUUCUAUGUCGGAGAGGUGGAUGAAGGAGCAAAGACGCUCGUUCAGACCACAUAUGAAUGCCUUAUGCAAGCCAUCGACUCUGUGAAGCCUGGUAUCCGUUACAGAGAGUUGGGGAACAUCAUCCAGAAGCACGCCCAGGCCAACAGCUUCUCUGUGGUGCGGAGCUACUGCGGCCACGGCAUCCACAGACUGUUCCACACUGCUCCCAAUGUGCCACACUAUGCCAAAAACAAAGCAGUUGGAGUUAUGAAGCCGGGCCAUGUGUUUACCAUUGAGCCCAUGAUAUGUGAAGGUGGCUGGCAAGAUGAGACGUGGCCAGACGGCUGGACGGCGGUGACCAGAGACGGCAAGCGCUCGGCUCAGUUCGAACACACCCUGCUGGUGACGGAGACCGGCUGCGAGAUCCUCACCCGCCGCCUGGAGGAUAACGGACGCGCUCAUUUCCUGAGCCAAAUGUAGGCCGAUCAGAACACACCAAGGGAAAUGGACUUUGCGGACACAGACACACCCAGCACAUCUGGGUCUCACACACAGACACUCACACAUCUCAAACAAGAGGCACCCCUCCUAGAGCUCAGUGUAACUGUGGCUCCCAUUGUUCUGUGCAUUAAAUAUGGGUUCCUCAAACUAAAUGGAAGUACUUGAAUGUGUCUUAUAUCAAAUGUGGAUUGCUUUAUUAGUGAAAACUGUCUCUUUAGAAGGAAAUAUGAGAGUAUUUAUGAGAUCAUGCUUUGGUUCUUUUCUGUCAUCCUCUGCAAACUUGAUCAGACGUCCUCUGAAUUUACCAGAGAGAUUGAGAAGAAACAGCAGCAGUAGAGUCCCAGGAAACAGGGUCAGCAAGUCGCACAAGCUCAAUAAGUCAAAACUUAUGAGUUUGAACAAAGCACGAGGCUGAAAACCCUACUUAGCAUUUAUAAGCAGCACACCAUACAUAAUUUAUAACACACUGUGUGGAGUUGUAAGCAGAUGUAAGUAUUUAUUAAUGUGUUCAUCAACAACUACAACUCCUCCUGUGGGCAUCCACAACAAGAUGCUUGUGUUUAAACAGAUAAUGAAUGAAAAGAAAAAAAGUCUGAAUUAUUGACAAAUACUGUACAUUAAUAAACUGUCAUUUAAUUAGGUCAAGUGUUUCCACAAGUUCAGAUCUCAGUCAAAAACAAGUUUGAGUAAUUAAAGAAAUGUUUUCAAAUAGGUCUUAACACACGUGCUGGAAAAGUUUGACAUUUUCGGGAAUAGACUGCUUCUGCUUUCGUGCUGAAGAUUGAUACUCUUAUCUUUUUUGUUAAACAAGAUCCAGGAGAUGGUUAGCCUAGAUUAGCAUACCGACAGGAAAUAGGAGAGGCUGCUAGCUGCUCUGUCCAAACUUUAAAAAAAUCAUUAAUCAGCAAGGUACAUCAUCGUGAAGUGAAAAUAAACUGCAAUCUGUUGUCUUACCAGUGCUCAUGUGCACGUAACCUCUCGUGCAAACAGUUUGUCUUUUUAAACAAGUCACUCAUAUAAAAUGUCACUUGUAUCUGUGUUUUGGUGUCACAUGCAGAAAUGACAAUUUAUGCUUGUAUUACAGUAAAUUGAUUCAUUUUUCAACUUUGGUCUCGGGCACACUAGCAGUUUUCUCCAUUUCCUACCUUAUUGUGUGCUAGGCUAAGCUAAGUUAGCCAUCUCGGCCGUCAAUAUUUAAGGAACUGAUAUGAGUCCAACUUCAAACUUGUGCCAACGAAGCAAAUGGAUCCCAAAGUUGACCCAUCUCUUAAAAUAAUGAACAAAUUUGUAUUUAUUUUAAUGGGAAUAAUCAGCUUAUAUGUUGCUUCCUGGCAGCCUUUUGGUCACAGCACCAUGUCAACGUCAUAUCGACCUUUUUGAAGCAAUUGUCCCAUCCUGAAUAUGGUGAUUGUUAGUGCACAAGUAGUUGAAGGCAUCAGGCAUAUUUCCAUGGAGAUUUGUGACACAACCACAGUGUCUAGGCAGAUUUCACAGAAUAAGAAUAAAACACAGUUGAGCUCAGACCUUCAAGUGUUGAACUUGUUUCUCUGGUUUCUUGUCUGUUGUUGUUUCUGAACAGCCCUGGUGUAGCAAAUCGAGCCUUAACAUGUGUAUCUAGGAAUUAAAAAUGGUCACAUGUGCCCCGACACAUUAACUGAUGUUUCGCCUAAAAUCUCGAAAGUCACCAUUUACCUUGAUGUGGGGAUUUUUUCUCCUGGUGUGAGCGGAAUUCAUUAUUUCUACAUUUUCAGAGGACUAAUGUGAUCGCAUUCUCUGUUAUCUUUGUAUUUCUUCUAAAGGAGUAAUAAAUGACUCUUCUGUAGCUCUGUA
Molecule: messenger RNA, 3113 nt
Organism: Paralichthys olivaceus (Japanese flounder)
Lineage: Eukaryota; Metazoa; Chordata; Actinopteri; Pleuronectiformes; Paralichthyidae
Gene: metap1
Product: methionyl aminopeptidase 1
Biological process (GO): proteolysis
Cellular component (GO): cytosol
Molecular function (GO): metalloaminopeptidase activity
Source: RefSeq, a predicted model, not a curated record